Messenger RNA from Ogataea angusta, 1197 nucleotides. RefSeq lists its product as uncharacterized. Bases 1 to 1197 code for a protein of 398 amino acids. Gene Ontology annotation, biological process: farnesyl diphosphate metabolic process; ergosterol biosynthetic process. Lineage: Eukaryota; Fungi; Ascomycota; Pichiomycetes; Pichiales; Pichiaceae. Gene Ontology annotation, cellular component: endoplasmic reticulum membrane. The record is from RefSeq and is a predicted model, not a curated record. Gene Ontology annotation, molecular function: squalene synthase [NAD(P)H] activity. The transcript has a single exon.
AUGCUGGCCCACUGUUCGCGUUCUUUUGUGGCCGUGAUCAUGGAAUUGAACCCCGAGCUGCGCAAUGUCAUCAUGCUGUUCUACCUGGUUCUGCGGGCGCUCGAUACGAUCGAGGACGACAUGACGCUCGACCCUGAGCUGAAGAUUCCCCUGCUGAGAUCGUUCGAUUCGAAGCUGAAUCUCAAGGACUGGACAUUCGACGGCAACGGACCAAACGAAAAAGACCGUAUCGUUCUGGUGCAUUUUGACAGUGUUCUCACCGAGUACCACAAGCUGCAGCCAAAGUACCAGGACGUCAUCAAGGACGUCACGCGCAAGAUGGGCAACGGCAUGGCCGACUACGUGGUGAACGAGGAGUUCAACCUCAACGGCGUGGCCACCGUCAAAGACUACGACCUGUACUGCCACUACGUGGCGGGACUGGUGGGCGAAGGGCUGACGCGGAUGAUCGUGGCAGCAGACUUUGGACACCCGGCCCUGGCCGACAAAAUGUACCUCAGCGAGUCUAUGGGUCUUUUCCUGCAAAAAACAAACAUCAUCAGAGACUUCCGCGAAGACCUGGACGACGGCCGGUCGUUCUGGCCGAGAGAAAUCUGGGCCAAGCAUACAGACAAGCUCGCCAACUUUGCGCAGCCCGAGCAUCUCCAGGAGGCCCUGAAUUGCAGCACGGAGCUCGUGCUCAACGUUCUGGACCACGUCAAGGACGUCCUGGUGUACCUCUCGAUGGUCUACGACCAGUCCACGUACUGUUUCUGUGCGAUCCCGCAGGUGAUGGCCAUCGCCACGCUGGCCCUGGUGUUCCAAAACCCGCACGUGUUCCAAAAAAAUGUCAAGAUCAGAAAAGGAGAAACGUGCAGCUUGAUACUCGAGUGCAGAACCUACGAGGGCGUGCUCAACGUGUUUUCCAGAUACCUCCGGGUGAUCCACCACAAGUGUCCUGUUUCUGACCCGCUGUAUCUCGAGGUCGGGAUGAAAUGCGGCGAGCUCGAGCAGUUCAUCGAGGAGCUCAACCCUAACCCAAGCCAUCUGCCCAAGGGCCUCGAGCCACGCAAGACCGUGUACUCGGAGCUGGCCCAGACGAAGAUCCAGAAGGACGCUGCCGUGGCCAGAAAGUUGUGGAGAGAGCAGUUUGCGUGCAACCUGUCUCUGGCUCUUGUCGCGGUGUGCGUGGUCACGUUAUUAUCUAAGACCUAUUAA